Messenger RNA from Cucurbita pepo subsp. pepo (vegetable marrow), 533 nucleotides. The record is from RefSeq and is a predicted model, not a curated record. Lineage: Eukaryota; Viridiplantae; Streptophyta; Magnoliopsida; Cucurbitales; Cucurbitaceae.
AACACCAUUUCGAGCUCAAAAACUCAUCCAAAUUCCAAUAUUACUUCCAAAUUUCUCCUUUGAGACAUUUCCUCGAACACUUAGCGUAAUGGGUAUUCGUCUACCGGAGAUCAUUCUUCACGCCAAGCAAAUUACUCACCGGCAAAUUGGAUUUGAAGUGAUGAAGCACCGACCGGCGUCGUCGGAUGUUCCGAAAGGCCAUUUCGUGGUAUAUGUUGGGGAGGACGAAGAAGAAAGGAAGCGAUUCGUGGUGCCAUUGUCGUACUUGAAGAAUCCUCUGUUUCAAGAACUGUUGAGUAAGGCUGCUGAAGAGUUUGGAUUCGAACAUCAGUUUGGUGGGAUUACGAUUCCUUGCGCGCAGGAUCAUUUUCUCGGUUUAACUUCUCGAUUGAACACACCCAUAAGCUGAAACUGAUCAGAAAUGAGAACCCAUUUGCCUCCAAAAUGGUAGAACACUGUAAAUUAAUCGAUGAUAUUCUUAUAUUUGCGUUUUUUAUAAAUGGGUUUCUCCAACUGUAGGGGAAAUCAUUGAU